AAUAGCCCGUCUGCAGCGGGUCGAAACUGAAACAUACUGGGCAAAUACAGUAUUCUAGUCACUACGGACGGACUAAGUGAGAUCCCAACUUCACGAUCAUGGCAGCUAUGCAAUCCACUUUGGUUUUUGUGUGUCUUGGAUUGACUCACAUACCAUCUUCUUUCGCGCGAAAUAUCCUGCUCUUACAACCCCUCCUGGAUUUAACAGAACAUGAAUUGGUGGCGUUCAUCUCAAAUUAUGCACAUUCUCUGCUUCUGGUGCUCUAUCCACAAUUGGGAAUUCACCACAUGGAAUUUCCGACUUGGAUUCCCUCCUUCAUACCUUUCUUAUCUCCACAUUGCUAUUCUGGAAUUUCCUGGGCUGGAACCAUCUUGAUUUAGUGAACAGGAGCUUGCCUACUGGAAACUGGCCUCCUCUGGUUACAUUACGUCUCUGGGAACAUGACACUACUUUCAAGACUCAUCUCUUCUCUCAUUCUCGUUUUUCUUGUCGUCUCUUUUUCC
Molecule: messenger RNA, 503 nt
Organism: Aspergillus welwitschiae
Lineage: Eukaryota; Fungi; Ascomycota; Eurotiomycetes; Eurotiales; Aspergillaceae
Exons: 1
Coding region: 99-380 (93 amino acids)
Source: RefSeq, a predicted model, not a curated record